AUGUUCUCUCCAGGUUCUCCAUAUGAUGCUAUGACUACCUCAUCGCAAUCAUCUACCCGAAAGCUUAUUCCUUUUAAGAACCAAACGAGCACUACAAAUCAACCCCCUGUUGAAUUAUUCCCACUCAGUUUUCAAGAUGAAAAUAAAAAUAAAAAUGUUACAGAAAAUAAAGACCAACCGAAUAUACCAAAUAUAAGUUAUGAAGAAUCAAGUGAAGAACUCAAUGAAUUUGUGGAGGAUGAAACCAAUGAGACUUCGGAGUUAACUUCUUUGGAAGAGUUUGGUCAAUUUUUAGAUAUAUGGAUUGAAAUAUCGACAAGUAAGAUUGAAGAAAUUACACAAAUAUAUGAAGAUGAAGAAGAGAUACUUACUUCGGAGGUUGAGGAUAUUGAUCAUCUGGCAGUAGAUCCAAAUUCUAAAUAG
Messenger RNA from Dentiscutata erythropus, 423 nucleotides. The record is from the annotation of a GenBank genome assembly. Lineage: Eukaryota; Fungi; Glomeromycota; Glomeromycetes; Diversisporales; Gigasporaceae.